Messenger RNA from Hermetia illucens (black soldier fly), 633 nucleotides. RefSeq lists its product as uncharacterized. NCBI's taxonomy places the organism in Eukaryota, Metazoa, Arthropoda, Insecta, Diptera, Stratiomyidae. Bases 1 to 633 code for a protein of 210 amino acids. The record is from RefSeq and is a predicted model, not a curated record. The transcript has a single exon.
AUGUAUGACCAUGUACUGCGAAUCAAACUUCCGCGACAAGCUACCCUUAUCGGCUAUGCAGACGACAUCGCAAUUGUUGUAGCGGACAAACACCUGGAGGAUGUUAUCUGGGCAUGUGAGAAAUCGGUUAGGCUCAUUAAGGAUUGGUUGGUAUCACAUAGAUUAGAUUUAGCGGAACACAAAACUGAGGCUGUAUUGGUCAGAGGACGUAAACUGAAAGAAACUCUACGGUUUUGUAUGGGGCAGCAUGUGAAAGAGUCCAAGGGUUUCAUCAAAUACUUCGGCGUUAUGCUGGAUCAUCGAUUGACCUUUAAGAAACACUUGAGCUACGCGGGCGAGAAAGCAACGAAAGUUCUAGGUGUAUUAAGUGGGAUGGUGCCCAAUAUUGGAGGACCCAAACCACCGAGGAGCCUGUUGCUAGCCAGAGUGUCUUCGUCCAUUUUACUACAUGCAGCACCCGUUUGGACAAAAGUCCUUAAUGUUCAGGCGUAUAGGAGAAAAUUAUCUUCAGUAUAUCGCCUAAGUGCGUUAAGAGUCGCUACCGCAUUCCGAACAACGUCAAAAGAAGCAGCUUUCGUAGUCGCGGGAAUGGUGUCCAUUGGUAUUUUAGCUGAGGAGAUCCAAACACUAUAA